Messenger RNA from Calliphora vicina (urban bluebottle blowfly), 13206 nucleotides. RefSeq names its product bunched (gene bun). The record is from RefSeq and is a predicted model, not a curated record. The transcript has 4 exons. Gene Ontology annotation, biological process: regulation of transcription by RNA polymerase II; positive regulation of cell population proliferation; negative regulation of apoptotic process. The coding region runs from base 1710 to 6767 and encodes 1685 amino acids. Gene Ontology annotation, cellular component: nucleus; cytosol. NCBI's taxonomy places the organism in Eukaryota, Metazoa, Arthropoda, Insecta, Diptera, Calliphoridae.
AAGAAAUUAAAGUUUUUUUUUAUUGAAAUUUAUUAUAAUCGCAAAUUUAAUGUAAUAAACAAACAUUAAAUUGACAACAACAAAAUUAUAAUAAAGUCAACAUAACAAAGUCAUUUUAGUUUAAAAAAAAAGAAAAAAAUCAAAAUUCUAAAAAAUUUAAAUAUAAUAAUAACAAAAAAGAAGAAUCAAAUUCAAAUUACACCCCCUAAAACCUCAACACAUACAACUAAAUCAAUUUAAAAUGAUAAAAAUGUGGCUUUGAUAAAGGUUAAAACGUAGUUAAAAUAUAAAAUAAUAAUAAUAAUACAUAUAAAAUUAGAAAAAUUUAUUUUUUAUGGUGUCAUUAUUAUCAACAUCGUAACGUCAUCAUUGUCAUUAUUAUUAUUACUAUUAAAUGAAAAGUAAGCAAAAAAAUAAAUAAACAACACACAUCUCUUUACCGAUUCAACUCAACUCAAAACAAACAACCACAACAAUUCAUCACAACAACGACAAACACACAGCAUCAACAACAAUAACAAUUAGUUGAACAUUUCCACCACAUCUUUAAAUUCACCACACCAGCAAAACAAUUCCUCCAUCUUUAAAAAAACUCUCUCCCAAACAAACUGUGAAAGAGAGAUAGCGUGAGAGUGAAAUAGUACUAUUCAACGAAUAACGUUAAUUUGAAAAUAUAGAAAGAUAAAAAAAACAAACGUUAUAUAAAUAUUAAGUUGUUUUUGUUGCUUGUUUUUAAACUUUACGGUAAUGCAGUCGUUUCAAUUACGUUUAAGCUAUGUCGUCGUUAAUAAAUAUUGCCCUUACGACCAGUUUAACACAAUAUGUAUCAAAAAAAUUGUCGCGUAGUUAAACGUUAUACCACAAAACGUAAAGUCGCGUCUCUAAGCGUUGAACAUUUGUUGACCACGUUUUCGCUUAAGUUUCUGUUAAGACUUUUAACACGUUACCCAGAGACCAUAAAACUAAAAACAUUGUUAUUUUCGUCGCCGUCGUUAUCGUUAUCGCAGUCGUCGCCCUCGUCGUCGUUGUCGUUUAAGUUAAGUUUGUGCAUUGUGUCUUCAUGAUCAUGAUGAUGAUGAUAAUUUUAUUUUGAGUGAAUAAAAAAAAAUAUAAUAAUAAUCAUAGUUAUAACAAUAACAACCAUAAAAAAAGCGUAUGAUCUUUAGUGUGUUGAUCAAAUUCAAUUAAAUCUAAUUUAUAUUUUUUACUUAUUUUGUGUGUUUGUUUAACCUCAUCCACGACGACAACAGCUUGGAAAGGCAAACAUUUGUGAAUUACACAGAGCGAGAGAGAGUGAGAGCUUUUGAUCAUAACUACAUACAUAACAGUUCAACCAGCCAAUCCACCACCAAGUAAAAAGAUCAGUAAAUCAGACAACAUCAUAAUCAUUUUAAACUAAGAACAUUACAGAGUUCUUUUAAGAAAAUUUAAAAAAAAGUGUAAAAACAUAGUUUAAAAUUAAACAAAUUUAGUUAAAUUACUUUAAAAAAAAAUCAUACCUAGGAUUAUUUAAAUAAGCAUAAACUUAAAACUAUAAAAACCUUCCUAAUAACAACCUACUCGUUUAAGUUCGGAAACUUAUAAUCUUACGUUAUCGUUAACUAAAUAAAGCCUUUAUUUAUAACUUACACUCCGGGUUAGAGUUGAAAGAAAUAACAACGAUCCUGGAUUUGCUGCUAAAAACGUUGCGCACGCUUAAAAAUCCGAUUAUGGCCGAGAAUCAAACCGCUACAGAAGAUUCCGGUCAACAGUCAACACAACAUCAAACGCACCCCCAUCACAGUCAGCAACAGCAGCAACAACAACAACAGCAACAUUCACACAACGAUAACUCACAAACAUUAUCUACGCAAAAUUCCGAAGAACUCUCCUCGGCCUUAACAUCGCCCAGCACGCCACCAAACGAAAAUAACUCGGCUUCAUCGCCCGACGAACCCCAAACCAUUGUUAUUGCCAAUCACCAUCAGCAUCAGCAAGAAAUCAAUCAACAGCAGUCCCAACAACAGUCGGCACGCAGCAUGAUUGAUCGCCAAGUGACCGCCAAAAUUAAGGCCAUACGACGUAAUACCAUACAGACGACAACAGCGUCCGUUAGACCCGCUAGUACUACGUCCAUUAAGAAGCCAACUCUAACCAAAAUGAACUCGUUGACCGGCAAUACAGCAGCUGGUACCGGCAAUGGCGAAAAGAAUACCACGGAAAAACAUCACUUCCAACAGCAGCAGCAGCAACAUCAUCACCAUCAUCAUCAACACAACAGUAUGACGAAUCAUCAUCAUCACCAUCAUCAGAACAAUUCAACAUCUUCGAGCGCCACCAACAGCAAUUCAACAGCCAUACAUCGUACCACAAGUGAAAGUCUUCGUCUAAAUGCUAUACCGCCAGCUAGUGGAGGCCAUGGUGCUGCCGGUGGUAUGGCAGAUGCUCUAUCGAAUGCUACCAGCAAUAGCAGUAUUCACUCAAAUUUGACUAACAACAGCUCAAGUUCAGCUUCGGUUGCACCCAAAUCGACUAGCACCAAUGCUAGUCAUAGCAAAUCUACUACGUCCAAGUCGUCAACGGCUUCUUCAAAGGCUUCAUCGCCCAAUAACAAUAAUAGCAUUGCUUCGGCCGUAUCCGGCAGCUCACAUGCUCCACGUAGUCAUCACAGUCAUGGUCAUAUUCAGGGUCACGGCCAUGGUCAUGGUCAUGCCGCUGGUGGUGCUCGUAAACCAAAGACUACUUCAUCGUUUCAAAUAACUUCCGUAACGGUUGGUCAUCCCAAAGGUGCGGUGGCUGCCGACAAUGGAGAAGAGGAGUCGGCUGAUGACCUCGAUGAAUCUCAUACUGAUGACAACAGUCGCAUCACGGACUUGGAGAACGAAACACCCUCGAUGUCGGAGGACACCUUCUCCAAGGAGGAGAUCUAUUAUCAUCAAGAUGAUGCCUUGAGUAGCACCGCACCUGUCAUACCAACCAGUUCGCAAUAUGGUCUGGUAGUGGCCACCUUGGGCGCUCAGGACAUCUCCAAUGUGCAAGUGAAUGUGGGGGAUAAUUUCAUUAAUGUAGUACCCAGUGGCAGCGGUAUUAAAAAGGAGGAUGUCAAAGACACAACCCAGCAUCGCAGUGAACGUUUUAAGGUGGUUAAAAUCGAAUCCACCGAACCGUUUCGUCGUGGCCGCUGGGUUUGUAUGGACUAUCUGGAUCAUAGUAGUGUAUCGGGCAAAGAAGAUGGUAGUGGUGGAGGUGGUGGUGUUGGUGGUGCUGGCAACAACAAUGAAAAGACUGAGAAAGCAAGAGGCAUGGAUAAUGGAGAACAUGCUCCGAAAACCACGCAAAGUAUGAUAUUGGGACCAGGAGCAGCGGCAGCACUGGAAAAUCAUAUAGAUAACUCGGCUGCACCAACUGCUGAUGGUAAUUGGAAUUACCCAGAUACUAAUGUUAAUGUAGGCGGAGGCGGUGGAGGCAUAGCCACUGCCCCGGCAACAGUGGUGCAUGGUAUGCAGCAAUAUGUGGAGGGCACGGAUCAGCAAACCCAGAUUAUGCAACAACAAGAGCCGCAGUAUCAAACACCUCCGCAAGAGAUCAAUGCCAAUGCCACACCCCAAAUGACAAUGACGGCUCAGGCUCAGCCCGAGCUUGUGCAACCUACAGUGCCCAUGGAUUAUGCUACUUUAGCAGCUCAAAAACUCAAAAAAUCAUUGGAAGAGUUAAAGAAGCAAGAGGAAGCCAUAGCGGCCUCAGAAAAGGCAGCAGCUGCGGCUAGUGGUGGCUAUAUGCCGGGGCAAUCGCAACCGGUCAAUUAUGAAGCCAUGCAGCAACAACAACAACAACAGCAGCAGCAGGUACCUAUGCAACAACCACAACAGUUAGCCAUGCAACAGCAGCAGCAUCAACAACAUGCUGGCACAUUGCCAGGCAACAUAAACAUGCAAAAUGGUAAUAUUUCCAUAGCUACGGAUAAUAACAAUAUGGCUGUAGCUAAUCAAAAUCAACAGCAGACGCAAAGUUUGGGCUAUAGCGUAGAAGCACAGCAGCAGCAGCAGCCUAUGUCGCCAGCUCCUCAGCAGAUGCAAGUACCACCUAGCUUCGUGGCUGCCAGCUUCCAAGGUACACCACAACAAACACCACCACAGCAAUCACCACAGAUGCAUGAAGCCGGACUGGUUAUGCAGCAACAGAUGACUCAACAACAGAUUCCACAGCAGCAACAAUUGCAACAGGCUGUUCCUCAGCAGCAGCAGCAACAAUUGCAACAGCAAUCUUCACAAACCGAUGGAUUGAACAAUAUGCAAAAUAUUGCGGCUGUAGCUAAUAUCCAGCAAAUGCAGCAGCAACAACAGCAAAUGCAGCAACAACAACAGCAGCAGCAACAACAUCAGCAGGCGCAUGCACAAGUCACACAACAGCAACAACAACUUCCACCACAAUUCCAGCAGUUGCAACAACAGCAACAGCCUCUAGCUCCAGGGCAAACUAUGCCCAUUCUAACUCAAAUGACCAGUUAUGAUAUGCAACAUAAGCAGCAGCAACAACAACAUCAUAUACAACAACAGCAAAGUGCUCCAGCAUCUAUGUUGGACAAUUCAAAUAUAUUGGCCACAUUGCAACAGCAGCAGCAACAACAACAGCAGCAGCAACAACAGCAAGCUGGUCCUACCAAUAUCAUAAUGCAACCUGCAAAUGUCAAUGUCCCUGCUCAAUAUCAGCAGCAGCCACAGCAACAACAACAACAACUCCAACAACAGCAUCAACAACAGCAGCAGCAACAACAACUACUACUCCAACAGCAGCAUCAACAACAGCAGCAACAACUCCAACAGCAACAACAACUCCAACAGCUACAGCAACAACAACAACCACAAUUACCUAUCGAUAGUGCUCCCCCAACAAGUGUUAGUGCCAAUAGUAGCAAUAGUACUGUUAAUUUAAAUCCCAUUACGACAGCCACAAUUUUACCAAUAACUUCUUCUAAUGCUCCAUUACCAACAAAUGUUGCCAUCAGCAACAACAACAACAUUAAUAAUAAUAAUAACAAUAAUACGACUACCAAUCUUGAUAAUCAAACAGUUUUACAAAAUCAGCAACUACAUCUGCAGCAACAAAUGCAACCACCGCAACAACAACAAUUACAGCAGCAGCAGCAGCCACAGCAACCAUCCACAUCAUCACAAAAUACGGAAACAGAGACUGAAAGAAAUGUUUCCAGUCUCACACAGGCCAUGAGCACAAACAAUCAAACAAAUCAGGCUAACAAUCGCAAAAGAGCCUUUAGUACGCCUCAUAUAACACCAGCAUUUGCCCAACAAAUGCUGGCCAGUUCAGCUGCUGGCUCCGAUCUAACACCAAUAUUGCUCUUGCCGUCCUCUAUGGGCGGGAAUAAUGAGCAAAAUAUUUACUUUUAUAAUAAAACAGCUUCGGGUCGUUCUUCGUUUUGUUUGGAUGAAAGUAUGUGGCCCACCGGUCAGAUGCCACGUUUCAUCAAUGUCAGUGAUAACGGCAAUCCACCCAUAUUGCAGCAAUUGGGCUCGGACUCGAAUAUCUAUACGAAUUUGGCUUUGGGCAAUGAACGCUACAAGUUGCCGGUUGAGUUUAAUACUUCUUUGAGUCCUGGGGUUAGUAUAACCACCACCUCUUCCACCCAAAGAGAAGAUGAUGAUGAUGACGACAUUGAUGAUUUGAUUAAUGACAAUGAAGCCGAUUUGGAAGAAUCCGCCGAUCAGUUUUCUCCCUUGCUCUAUCCAGCUUCACAGCCUAUAGCCAUAAGUGCUGGCAAUAGUCCGGUACACAAAGCCCCGAGUAAUUCGUCGAUAGGUCUUAGAAGUGGCCAAAGAAGUCCUAGUCGUGCUGCCUCGCCUACAGCCGGUAAUCAUCAGCAUCAUUUGGCCUAUAGUGCCAGUCCCACGGCAGGAGUGCUUCCCUAUACACCCUUUUAUAGUAUUUCACCGGAUCCCCGACACAAUCUAAACGCAUCACAGCACAAAAUAGCGCACAGUUAUGAUCCCUCAUUUGGAUCUAAUAUAAAUCAUUUGACUUUGCCCCAACCAGGACAACAGCAGCCGGCGCAACAGCACCAAAAGAAACAAUUGCCACGUCAACCACCACCGCCUCAGCAAAGACAUUCACAACCCAGUAGAGGCAGUCAAUUUACGAGUCCCAUACAACCCAGACAAAAACUCUCCACAGGCUCGAUUGAAAGUGCUCCAGGAGCCAUAUUAUUUGCCACUUCACCCACCACAUCACUUUCUAACAGUGCAUCUGGAACAAGUGCAGUUGCAAUCGAUAAUAAAAUCGAACAAGCUAUGGAUCUCGUCAAAUCCCAUUUGAUGAUAGCGGUCCGUGAGGAGGUUGAGGUUCUAAAAGAGCGCAUCUCCGAACUGAUGGUCAAAAUCAAUCAACUGGAAGUGGAGAAUACCAUACUAAAGUCCAAUAUGUCGCAGGAGACUUUGCAGCAAUUGCAAAUGCAAACACAACUGCAAAUUGCCGGUUCGACACCAACCAAUGGCAGCAACAUGAUAACGGCUGCACCCACACCAGCAGCCAUAACAGCCGCACCCCAAGCAGCGGUCCAAACAGCAGCCCCAGCGGCCAACAAUACAGUAAUGGCAACACCCCAGUCAAAUAUGGGAAGUGGUACAGCAACACCAACCGCCACACAACAGCCAAACAAUCCACAAUUAGGCUCGGUAGAGCAAGGCCUAGAAGUCACACAACAAUCAGCAAAUGCUGCUACAACAGAGGAUAACAGUCAGGAAGCAGUACAGGCCACAAAUGGCCCCAUGUCUUAAAUUUAUUGCCCAUUGUUUAUUUGUCGUUUAAGCAAAGUCACAGCCUACAACACGAGAUUGCUGUUGUUUUUUUAAACACUACUCUCUCUCUCUACUCUUUUUUUUUAAACAAAAAAAAAGAGAGUUUUUUUGUGCAUUAACAAAAACCACAAUUAAGCAAAUUUUUUACUCACUGAAGAAGAAGAAGAAAAAAAGGAAGUUGCUGAUGAUGGCUGGAUAGGAUAGAUCAUGUAUUAACAAGGAUUUAGAAAAAAAGAAAGCAAACAAAAACAUUUGCCUAAUUUUCAUAAACUUCCUGCUAUCCUUUUUUUCACCAAAACUACACAAAAAAACAUUUGAAAAGAAAACCCAACCAAGCAGUUUUUAAUUUUAGUUUUAUUUUAAACACUUUUUCUCAUUUUAUGUUUUCAUAUUGGCCAUUGAAAAAUAAAACUGCUGCUUGGAGUUUUGAAAUAAAAAUUCAAAAACCUGCAAAAGUAAAAAUGAAGACACUCUUAGAGUGUUCCUAAAUGCUAUUGUUAUAUAAAGAAAAAAAUACUUAUGUUUGCUAGCAAAAUUGUUUAAGGCAACAUACAUUUUUUAUUUAUAAUGUGAUAUAAUUAAAUAGUCCUCCUAAAAACCCUAGCCCCCUCCCCCCCUUACAAACAAACAUUACUUGUUUCCUAAAAGAAGAAAAUUAUAAAAAAAAAUUAUUUAAGAUAUUACAGAAUCAUUAAGAGAUUUCAAAUAUUAUUAUAACAAAAUGUUCUUAUUUUUUUUUUUUUGGUUUAUUAUAAUUUAUUAAGUUUCAAAUAAUUGUUUUAGAAGAAAAAAAAGAAAAAAAAAAUAAUUAACCUAAAAAAAACUUUAAAUAUUGCAUGCAAAAUAUUUUUUUGUUAGGAAACACUCCCCCCUUUACUAAACUUGAAACUAUACUUUUAUUAAAAAAGUAAAAUUUUGAGUUUUAUAUUUAUAAAAAAGAAAACAAAUGAACAAAUGUAAAAAAACUGAUUACUAAAACUUUGUUUGAAAUUAAUUUUAAAAUUUAUUUAAAAACUUGAAAAAAAAUUGUGAUAAUUUGCAUUGCAUUGACUUUCUAAAUAAAAAAACCAUAAAAAACACACAAAAUAUUAUUUUUGCCAGCUAAACAAAAAACUGGUUUAUUAAAAUAUCAAAAAAAUUAAAAAUUUUAAAGCAAAAAACCCUACAAAAUUUAAACAAAAUGCAUACAAAUUUGAAAUGAAAAUUACACACAAUAUUUUUGUAAAAAAAUUAUUAUUAUUAUUAAAUCAACAUAUUGUAAAUAUUCUUAAAAUGCUUUUAGAGUAACAAAAAAAACUCUUUGUCAUGCUGUUUUUUUUUUAAACAAAUUUUAUUUUAAUUGAUUUUUUUGUAAUAUCUUUAUUUUGAAAUUUCCUUUUUUUAUUUUCUUCUUUUUAUUUCUGUUUUUGUCUUAAGUAUUUUUAUAUAAUAUAAAAAAUCUGUUGUAAGAUUUUUUUCAAAGACUCUCUUGUUUUUAACAAAAAAAAAAUUUAAUAAUUAUUCUAUAAAAAACAAACACAAAACAAGAUAAAUUUUAUUUUUAUAUUUAAGCUAUUUUUUGUUUUUAAUGUUAUUAAUUAUUAUAUAUAUUUUUUUAUUUGCUUAGUUUUGUAUUAUAAUUAUUAUUAUUAUUUUUACUAUUAUUUUGUAUUUUUUUUAGCAUUUAAGUUUACUCGUAAAAUAUUUAACAAAUAAAAUAUAUAUACACAAAAAUAAAUCUAUGAAAAAAAAAAUAAACAUAUAAAUUAUGAAUUUGUUUAACCCAACAUAUUCACAAUGUUUAAAACGUAUAGUUGUUAAUGACUUAAAGUCCUUAACUAAACUAGAAAAAAUCCUGCAGAGACUCUAAUUGUCUAAGGAUUACAGAAAUGAAAACAAACGGCUCGUUUAGCAAGCCUCUGUAAAGGGCUAAGCUAAUAAGAUAAACAGAUUUUUUUGAUUUUAUUUUAAAUUAUUAUUGCAAUUUCUGUUUAUCUUUUAUUAUUAUUUAAUUAUAUAAUAAUUAAUAACAUUUUAAAACCAGCUAAAUAGCUUAAAUCUAAACAAAGAGUUUUGGUUAGCAAUUUAUUGCUUCAAAUUUAUUUAAAUAUUGUCAUAUUUUUUAAUAAUUUUCCUUGAAAUUUAGAAAAAAUUUUGCUAAAGUUUUUGGAAAUGUUAUUCCAAUUUGCUGGGCUUCAACUGGCCUGUUUACAUUUAAAAAAUAAACACUUAAACUUUCUUUAACCCUAAACUGUUAAACUACAGCUAGAUUUUUUUUAUAAAUUUUCUCUUCUCCCACUUUCACUUCCUACAAUGCUGUUGGGAAUGAAUUAUUUUAAACAUUAUUGAUUUACAGAUCUUUAGUUUAAACUCGAUUUACUUAACUAUGAGUUUGUUAGUUGAACUAUAUCUAGUUUUUUUUAAAAAAAUUUCUCUUCUCUCACUUUCUCUUUCUACAAUUCUGUUGGGAAUGAUUAAACUUUGAAUUAUUUUAAACUUUACUGAUUUAGUUUAAACUAAAUUUAAGCUGCAAAUGAGGUUUACUAAACUAUCUUUCAAAUCCAUAAUGAUUUGCUGGCCAGAAAUGUUGCUAAAUAUAGUUUAUUGCAUAAUUGUAAUAAAUAAAUUCCCAAAAUCCUUAAGAUUAUUAAAAAAAAGUCAUACAUUAGGUGUAAAACAUCUGUCAGAAUGCGUACCUAUAAUGUUUAUGAAAAUACAUUAAACUAAUUUUUAUAAGUCGAAUUUUUUUUCCAUAAAAAUUUCCUCAGAGAAAUAUCAAAUUCUUUACAAAACAAAGUAUGUAUUCCAAACAGCAACCAAAUUUGUUAAAAUGAUGUUUAAAAAUUCUUCAAAAGUAUUUAACAAAAUGUUGCCAAUGUAUUUCAACAUACAAUGUUUAAAUUAAUGGUGCUAGCAACAUUUCCCUGCAACAUCCAAAAAUGUUGCCAGCACUAAUAAAUUCUACUCUUAAUAUUAAACUUGUAAAGAGUUUUAUUAAAAUAACGGAUUUCAAGUCUAAACAUUUGCUAAAUGUCAUGAUUUCAUAAUUACCAAAAUUCUGGAAGCAACAUGUUGAUAAACAUUUGUACAGAGCAGCAGCAACUACAUUUAAAACAGUCAGCAACAUGUUGAUAAACAUUCAAAGUUGCAAAAAUUUCCCUUAAUAGCUUAAGUUUUCAGCACACAGCCUUAAUCGUAUUAUACAAUAUGUUGAGAACAAUGUUAGAAACAUUUAUGUCUAUCAAAUAUCACUGCAAUAUGUAUAUAAAAAUCCAGCAAUAUGUUGAGAUGCAUAGAUAUUUAAAAAUAGCAGCAACAUUUUUUUCCUCUAUUUAAUGCUUUAAAAACUGCAUUAAACCUUUAACAUAUUAAGCAAUAUGUUGAUAACGACCUCAGAAAUAUUUCAUAAAAUAUCUCUACAUCACAUUUAUGAAUAUCAGCAAUAUGUUGAUAGACACUGAAAUUAAAACUAAACAAACAUUUUAGCCAAGAAAAUCCUAGAUAAUUUGGGCAAUUGUUGAACAGAGAACUUCAAGUCCACAUUUUAAAGCAACACUUUUGACUUCAAGUGUUUCUUCGCAACAUGUUUACAGUUAAAAUCAUUAAUUUAGCGUUCUAAUUGCAAUUAAAAGUAGAAGAUAUUUUCAGCAACAUUUUUACAUGUUUGAUUAAGGUAAAAGUUAAACAAUAUGUUUACAAAUAAAAUAUUCAUAAAUUCAAUAACAAUUCAUGCACAUUUUCAAUGAAAACAUCUGUAAAAAGUCUAGCAACAUGUUGAAGAAUUCUAAAAAAAUAUCAGAAACUAUAGCUCAGCAAAAUAUUAUUGAUUGUUUGAAUCAUUCACUUAAUAUCUAAAGAAUUUAACUUUUCAGCAACAUAUUUAAAAACAAAACAUUUUUCAUAUAAAAUGUAGUUGCAGCAACAUGUUGUUAUAGUUUUAAACAUGUUGCUGGCAUUAGAAUUUUAAGGAUUUAAAAAUUUUCUUAAUGGAUGGCUUUAGAUUUUAAAAAUCUUAAAAAUUGGGCUCUCAGCUGUUUUCUAAACAAUUUACGGUUAUUUCUAAAAAGCACUGGCAUAAAUUUGUAGCAUACCUUAAGGAUUUUAAUACUACUACCUUUGAGCUUAUAUAGUAUUGACACAAAUCCCGAAAGUAUGCUUAUUAUUUACAUUAUAUUUCAAAAUCAUUGAUUUUAAGCUUAUGGAGAAUAAUUAUAAAUACAUUUACCAUUAUUGAGUCAAACUUUGUUUUAAGCAAUUUAAUCACAUCCCCAUAAUUUUGAGUUUAAAUUAUAAAAAGCUUAGCAUACUUUUAGGUUAUAAUACAGAAUUGGACGAGCAUAAAAAAGUAUGCUAAUCAUUCUACACUUUUUUUCUAAACCUAAUGUCAAAAUUUAAGGCAUACCUUAAGGCUGAUAUAAAAAAUAAAUUUAUAGUUUGUAAAAAACACAAAAUGCUGAAAGUUAGUUUUUUUUAACAACAUUUUUAAGGUUUUUGAAAGAUUUUCGUGUUUAUUUAUUUAUGGAAUUUUAAAAAACUUUUUAAAGCUUUAUAACCCAAAAACUUUAGCAACAUUUCAAUAUUAAUUUAUGAAAAACUAGGAAAAAUAUGACAAUAUUUGAAAAACGGAAAAUGACAUGCUGCCGUUUUUGUUAAAUUUACAGGUAUUAAACAGAAUUCGUUUAUAAUUUCUUGUUUUUGUUUUCUCAAAUUCUAAACAAAACCUGUAAAUCUAACAAAAACGACAGUAGAUUUAUUAAUUAAAAUUUAUUUGUUUUUUAUUGUAGUUAAAUUAUUAAAUAAAAAGAGUCUUUGAAAUAAAUCUUAAUUCUAAACAAAUGUAUUUUAUUUAUUACUUGAAAUUAUUUAAAAUAAACCAGAAAAAAGCAGCAUGUUUAGGUUUUUAUUUAACAAAUUAUAAAAAAAAAAAUUUCAAAUAAAUAAUCCCAAAAAAUUCUAAAUUAAACUAAAAAUUCGAAAAAAAUGAAGAACAACAAACAGAUUAUAAAAUAAAACGAAUCAAAUGAUUAAAAACUGAUGAAUAAAAUAAAGAAUAUUACAAUACUAAAUUAACAAACAUUAAAAAUAUUUAAAUAUAUACAUAAAUAUAUUAAACAGGGCGUUUAUUUUUGAAUAAAAUUCAAAUAUACAUAACAAACAUAUAUAAAUAUUAUAAAAUAAACGACAACAAGUCAAAAAUAAUACGCCUUGUUCAAAAAACCAAGUUCCAUUAUUAGUUUUAUAAGUUUAGUUGAAGUAAUUUUUAAUUUAAAUUAACAUUUAAAAAAAUACAAUAAACAAAGCAAAAUAAAAUAAAAAAAAACUGUUAAAAUUUUUAAGAAAAAUUACGCCAACAUUUUUUUGAUUUUUUGUUUUUGUAUUGAAUUGACAUUUAUAAGAAUUUUGAUUCUUUUGAUUUCCUUAUUAAGUAGUUUGUAAAGAAAAACUUUAAAUGUAUUAAAAAUAAAACAAAUUUAAAGAAAAAAGAAGAAAAACCAAUAAACAAAAGUAUGCAUAUUCAAACGAAAACAAACGCAAUAAAUAAUAAAUAACUAAACAAUGUAUAUAAAAAUGUAUGAUUAAACUUAAAAAAGAAGAAACAAAAUAAAUUAACAAAACAAGAAAUUAAAACGUCUUUUGAUUAUAUGAAACAAAUUGUCCUUUUUUAACAAUAAACAAUAAUAAAAACAAAAAACAAAAAUUCAAAUCAAAGACACUAUUGACAGCCAGACAUAUAUUAAACUCCUUGUAAUUUCUAUAAAUACUUAUUCUAUGUGUAAAAUUUAAAAUUAUCAAAGCAAAGAAGAAAUUAAAACAAUUUAAUAAAUACCUAAAUAAAACAAAAUAAAACUUUAAUUAAUUGUAACAAUAAAAAAAAGUAUUUAACAGAAUAAUAAAGAGUAAAAGAAAGCUAAACAAAAAACCACUCAUGUUUUAUUUGCAGUGUUAAAUUUUUAGUCCUCUUGGCCCCCCUCAGCCCCUUGCUAUUUUCAAUAUCCUUUGAAAUAUUCCUUCAAAUCUACUAAGCGUGUUAGAUUGUGUGUGUGUGUAUCUUUUGAUAUAUAUUUUUUUUUGGAAUUUAAAUUUACUAGUCCUUAUAAAAUUUUAAUUUGAAAUUUUAAGUAAAUAAAAUUGUUUCAUUUUAUUAUUUUUAAUAUUCGUAAUAUGUAUGUCUACUCUUUAUUUAAUUUAAUAAUUUUAGUUUAAUAUUUAUAUUAUUAAAUCGUAAGUUUAUUUUUGUAUAAUGUUUUAUUUGAUAUCUUUCUAGUUUAAGUUUUAAUGAUUGUAUUUAGUUUUAUAAUUUAUAUAUGCAUAAAGACAGUUAAAAAAAAUCAUUAGUUAUGUUUAACAUAAUUUCUCUUUUUCUCUUAAAGCAAAAAUAAACAUUGUAUCAUUUAUUAAAUAAAUAAAAUAAUAAAUAAAUAAAAUUAAAAACAAAAAA